This is a messenger RNA of Triticum turgidum subsp. durum (durum wheat), 1158 nucleotides long. Lineage: Eukaryota; Viridiplantae; Streptophyta; Magnoliopsida; Poales; Poaceae. The record is from the annotation of a GenBank genome assembly.
AUGGCGAUCUCGAGGCCCCGAAGCCGCGGCGUCCCCCUCAUCCCGCUGCUGCUCCUCAUCCUCCUCGCGCCGUUAAUCUACUCCGUUUCCAGGCUGCGCUUGAGCUGGGCGCCGGAGAGGGAGCUGGGCAUGCCGCCUCCCGCUCUGCCGAAGCGUCCCGACCGCUUCGUGCUCGGCCCUGCCGCCGGCCAGGGCCGCCCCGAUCGCCUCCAGUGCCAAGGACUUAAAGCUGUGAAUAAGAUAAGCUUGUCAAGUGAACCGGGAGAGCAUGUUUCUUUUGUUACAGUAUUCACAACCUAUAGUUCUGACCCAGCUGGGGCUGGCAAACGGUCAUCGGAUGUUGUAACUGUUGGAAAGCAUUUUUAUAGCAAGGAGGAAAGGUCCAUGGCCAUUCUUAACACUUUCAUCAGCUUCAUACAGGUGUCAAUGCCAAAAAGCAAUGUGAUAAUAUUGACUGAUCCUAAAUCCAAGUUGUCAAUAAAUCAAGGGAAGGCCUCAAUACUGCCUAUCGAGGGAAAUUAUUCUCGGGGCAACCUGAUGCUUCAGAGGAUCAAGUCCUACAUUGCCUUUCUAGAGCUAAAACUUGAGGAGGUUGACCGUGUGAACUGUGUUGUUUUCACUGACUCUGAUAUGGCAGUGGUUGAGGAUCUUGGACAUAUCUUCACGAGCUAUCCUCAUUGGCACCUUGCUCUUACUUUUCGUAAUAACAAAGGCCAACCCUUGAACUCUGGAUUUGUAGCAGUGAGAGGGACCAGAGAUGGCAUCUCUAAGGCUAUCGACUUCUUCAACGAGGUUCUUAAAGCAUACAAUCUAAAGUAUAUGAAGGCGUCCCGCAUGCUUGGUGAUCAGUUAGCACUGGCAUGGGUUGUGAAGUCUUAUCUACCAUCAGCCUUUGGGAAGUUUUCUAGGCAUGAAACAUUUACUGGUGAAGUCAAUGGAGCAUCUGUUCUGUUUUUGCCUUGUGAAGUUUAUAAUUGGACUCCACCUGAGGGUGCUGGACAGUUUCAUGGUAUGCCCUUGGAUGUUAAGGUUGUCCAUUUCAAAGGUUCAAGAAAGCGUUUGAUGCUCGAGGCAUGGGAUUUCUACAAUUCAACCUCUCAAUUAUCUGAUAUGUUGUGCCUAAUCUUGAAGAGUGGCAGAACAAAAUAUGACUUCUGA